This is a messenger RNA of Betta splendens (Siamese fighting fish), 1594 nucleotides long. Its product is annotated as olfactomedin-4-like. NCBI's taxonomy places the organism in Eukaryota, Metazoa, Chordata, Actinopteri, Anabantiformes, Osphronemidae. The transcript has 5 exons. The record is from RefSeq and is a predicted model, not a curated record. Bases 1 to 1371 code for a protein of 456 amino acids. Gene Ontology annotation, biological process: signal transduction.
AUGCCUCUGAACCUGGUGCUCCUCUUGCUCCCGCUCAGCCCUGCUCUGGCUUGGCUCCCGGUGGACGACUGGGACUCCGCCAACGUGACCGCGUCUGGAGGAGGACAGGACUGCGUCUGCAGCGUCUUCCUGCCUGACAGCAGCUUCCCCGUGGACCGCGUGCAACACAUGCAGCAAGUUACGGCUGAUCUGAGACUGGAGGUGGAGAUUCAGAUAAGUAAGCUCAUCCGCUACGGAGGCAGACUGGACGCCUUCCUGUCGGAGCUGAAGGACCUGAGCAUCCGAGUGGUGAUGCUGGAGAGCAGCCCCGACAACUACGUCAAGCUGGACUUUGAGCUGCUCAGGAUCGAGCUCAGAGAGUUCGAGGCGCUGGUGUUUCAGCUUAAAGAGUCUCUCAACUCGUCCUCGCCGGCGCUGGACGCCCUGUUUGCAGAGAUUCACAACAUGAGCCUCACCGUGGACCAACUGGAGACGUUCGACCGGAGCAACCUGCUGGUGAUCCGCAUCGAGUUCGCCAAGCUGCAGAAGAAGCUGGAGGACUGUCAGAAGGAGCAGAACCUCCUCAAGCCCGACGUCGGCAACUGCAACCACACGGGGAUCAUGAGCAUCAGCAAACCCAUGGUGCUGCAGAUCAACGCUCACCUGAACCCAGGGUACCAGUACGGAGGCUGGGGCAAGGACUCCAAACCAGUCCGAGGCUCUGAGUCCAUGUACUGGUACGGCGCCUACAACAAGCCCGCCGUCUACGAGUUCUACCUGUAUUCAGACUACGACAAGCUCAUCCAGCGCUCCUCCUUCACGCACCACGGCCUCCCGCAAGGCUACGAGGGUGCGGGCAGCAACUUCGUGGUCCACGGCAACGCGGUUUAUUACCAGGCCGCCGAUCCCUUCAGAAUGUCCAAACUGAACCUCACCUCGUCCGUCUACACCCACCGACACAUCACCAAAGCCAGCCAGAGCUUCUCCUACGCCUACUCCCCCGACCAGCACCUGGACUUCUCCGCCGACGAGGAGGGGCUGUGGGUGCUGUACGCCACCGAGGAGGCCAAGGGCCAGCUGGUGGUGGCCAAGCUGGACGAGGCGGCGUUCGGCGUGGAGGAGGAGUGGACCACCAGCGCCUACAAGCCGCUGGCGGGAAACGCCUUCAUGGCGUGCGGCGUCAUGUACGCCACCAGACCCGGGGACCAGAACACGGAGGAGAUCUACUACGCCUACGACACCCGCACCAGGACAGAGAGGUACAUGAGCGUUCCCAUCCAGAAGCUGCAGGAGCGCUUUGUCAACCUGCACUACAACCCCACCGACCAGAGGCUCUACAUGUACAACAGCGGCUACUACGUGUCCUACAGCGUGAGGUUCAACACAGAGUGAUGCCUCUUCUCACUGAUCUCCUGCAUUGUGAUUAAUGCAAGUGAUGUGAAAAGUCUGUCACUCAGAUAAAUGUUUCAUUUCGAGAAUAAAGUCAAUGUUGAGCAUUCAGAGGAUGUUUUGUUUUUAUUUUAGCAUGAAAUAAAUCAGACCAGAGAAGCUGCCUCUGGACUUUAACUGUACUAAAGCAACCCCCUGCUCUGCAGCGACUGAUGGCUCCCCUCCU